Molecule: messenger RNA, 1949 nt
Organism: Arachis ipaensis
Lineage: Eukaryota; Viridiplantae; Streptophyta; Magnoliopsida; Fabales; Fabaceae
Source: RefSeq, a predicted model, not a curated record
AAAAGAGAGAAGAAAGUUUUGAGUUUUGACCGCUUAUUUUCCGUUUGCGUGUCGCAUAUUCCGUUGACGUGUCCCUCUUCAUCCUUCGAUUCCCUUCUCACACUGUUUAUCUUCCGUUUUCCUCUUUCCUUCUCAUCACUUCACAAUACUCAAUUACUCAUUCCUACUCAUUCGUUCCUUUGCCCCUCUUCUCUUCUCACUUGAUCCAAAUCUCCCUCUUUUUCGUCUUCUUCACUUUAAUAUUAAUCUAUUCCUUCUUCCGUAUGCGUCUUCUCUCAAGAAAUUAAUUUUGACAACUCAAUUUUCCUCAUCCCUUCUUCUCCUUUCUCCCAAUGUUAACGCCAAUUGAAAACCCCAUUUUUUCCCAUCCCAAAAAGCUGAAUCCUUUUCUCUCCAUUUCCAUCAUCAUCAGAUAUCCGUAAUUUCAAUUUUUGGGUUUUUCUCUGGUUCCGGUAAGCAAAGUUCGAAACUUUACCUUGUUUUAUUGGGCCCCCAGAUUUUAUUUUAGUUUUUCAAUUUGUUUGCAUAUUUUUAAGGUUUCGUUUGUUAUGGAUAUUAGAGGGGAAGGGAUUUUCCCUGAUGAGGUGGUUAUUCAGAUUCUUGCUAGGUUACCUGUGAAGCCGCUUCUUAGGUGCAAAACAGUGUGUAAGCUUUGGUAUAAAUUGUUAUUUGAUAAGUAUUUCAUUCAAGUUUACAAUGAGGUGUCAAGGAAGAACCCUAUGAUCCUUGUUGAGAUUUCAGACUCAUCAUCAGUCUCCAAGUCUAGUUUGAUCUGUGUUGAUAAUUUGAGGGGUGUAUCUGAAUUCUCACUAGACUUCUUGAAUGAUAGAGUUAAGGUUAGAGCAUCUUGCAAUGGCUUGUUGUGUUGCUCUAGUAUCCCUGAUAAGGGUGUGUUCUAUGUCUGCAAUCCUGUCACUAGGGAAUUUAGGUUGCUUCCCAAGAGUAGGGAACGGCCUGUGACGAGGUUUUAUCCGGACGGAGAAGCGACUUUGGUUGGCUUGGCUUGUGAUUCUAUGUAUCAGAAGUUUAAUGUUGUCUUGGCCGGUUGCCAUCGCACUUUUGGCCAUAGGCCUGAUGGGAGUUUCAUAUGUUUGGUGUUCGAUUCGGAGAUGAACAAGUGGAGGAAGUUCAUUUCCUUUCAAGAUGACCAUUUUACUCACAUGAAUAAGAACCAAGUUGUUUAUGUCAAUAAUGCUCUUCAUUGGUUGACGGCUAGCGCGACUUACAUACUUGUGCUUGAUUUGAGUUGUGAUGUUUGGAGGAAGAUGCCGUUGCCAUAUGAAUUGAGUUACAGGGUGGGGAAUAGGAUUUAUCUCUUGGACUUUGAUGGCAGCUUGUCAGUUAUUCAAAUUUCGGAAGCAUGGAUGAACAUAUGGGUGCUAAAAGAUUACUGGAAGGAUGAAUGGUGUUUGGUGGAUAAGGUAAGUCUGAGGUGUAUCAGAGGAAUGGUGCCGGGCAUUUUCCCUAUAAGCCAGACGGGCGAAUACGUCUUUCUUGCGACUCAUAAGCAGGUUUUGGUUUAUCAUCGCAGGACUCAGGUUUGGAAAGAAAUGUACUCUGUGAAGUAUAGCUCAACACUGCCAUUGUGGUUUUCGGCACAUGCUUAUCGCAGCACGAUGUUCUCAUGUAACUGAGGCACGGCGGUUAGUGAAUACGAUAGAUAAGUUCUGUACAUACAUUUCUAGUUGCAAAGUUGUUUACACUCAUUUUAGCCGAUUUUAUUUGCUGAAGAUGUUUUACAUUUCAGGUACAGCCUUAUUAUUUUUAGAACAGUGAUUUUGGAUCUGUUAAAAUCAUAGCACAAUGUUCUUGUGUAGCUUGUAGGUGUUGCUACUUUCAUUGAGUAAAUUUUGUACAUAUAUUUCUAGUUGCAAGUAUCUGAUACUCAUAUUUAUUCUAAAACUAUUAUACUGUUUGUAAUUGCAGCUCUACUAAUAUUUGAAUACCAU